This is a messenger RNA of Colletotrichum gloeosporioides, 1908 nucleotides long. RefSeq lists its product as uncharacterized. NCBI's taxonomy places the organism in Eukaryota, Fungi, Ascomycota, Sordariomycetes, Glomerellales, Glomerellaceae. The record is from RefSeq and is a predicted model, not a curated record. The transcript is spliced from 2 exons. The coding region runs from base 1 to 1908 and encodes 635 amino acids.
AUGUCGACAACAAACAAGCCAAGGCUCCGCUUGACCAUUGAUGCAGGAUGGGACGAGGAAGAUCAUGUUUCUGAGUCGAGCCAGGCGACCACUUGUUCACUAGACUGCGAGAAUAUCGAUGGCCAGGGAUAUGUCAAGUUACCAAAGACAGGAACUGAGAUGAAGGGACCAAACAAGUCAGGAUUUGCACCGAUAUGGGGGUUUGAGAUGGUCCCCACAUCGAAUGUGAGCUCAUAUGUGAGAUCUUAUGAGCCCCCUGCUCAGUUGGGAAGCCCCGGGUCGUGGACUCCAGUUCACAAGUGGCUGAAAGACUGCCUGAACAAUCAUCAGCAAUGCUCCAAGCAUAUCGACACGAAUUAUCGACCCACGAGGCUAGUGGAAAUCGUCAACUCAACUUCCGUUCGCGUUGUUGAACAUCUUCAUGCCAAAGCUUGCCCAGCCUACGCAUCGUUUUCCCAUUGUUGGGGACAAGCGAGGACGUUGAAACUGCUGCAGGCGAACAAACUCGAACUCCGGACCGGCAUUGAGAUAGCGACGUUGCCAGCAAGUUACAAAGAGGCCCUCGAUGUCAUGGUAGGGUUCGGCAUCAAAUUCAUCUGGAUCGACUCGCUUUGCAUUAUUCAAGAUUCGAAAGAUGACUGGCGCGCCGAGGCAGCAACCAUGUGCGAUGUGUAUCGCAACUCCCUGCUCAACAUCUCAGCAUGCGCCGCAGCUGAGAAUUCGGAGUCGAGCUUUCAGAACCGAGACACGGGCACCAUUCGGCCGAUGGAGAUAACUCCGAAGUGGCGCGGCAUCAGAAAUGAGCGAUUCCUCGUUACGAACACCGACAUUUGGAUGCAAGAAGUCGAAGAGUCCCCGCUGUACCGCCGCUCAUGGGUUCUGCAAGAAGCACGUUUAUCCACUCGGAACCUGUGCCUCACACGCAAUCAGCUCUGGUGGGGAUGUCGCGGAGGAACCUUCUGCGAGACCUGGCCGGAUGGCUUGCCCAAUGAUAUGGACAACGCCAAAGGUCGAGAGAGAUCAUCAGCUUCCGGACAGACCUUCACUCAUUUUAUGUGGUGCAGCUUGGUCGAGAAGUACGCGACUUGCGGAAUGACUGUUCUUUCCGACAGAAUGAUUGCAAUCGCUGGGCUUGCAACUGCGUAUCACGAAGACUUUGUUGGGGACGAGUAUGUCGCUGGCAUGUGGAGGUCCCAACUGCCUCAGUCACUUUGCUGGGUUGCGGGUCCUGAUGAGAUGGUUCCGAUGAAGUAUCGGACAACCGAAUAUCGGGCGCCGUCUUGGUCGUGGGCUUCGGUUGAGGGAGGCGUGUACUUCCAUCACACGAGGUACGGGCCUGACGGUAAUCAUCCAACCUCAGUCUGCGAUGUUCUGGACAUAAAGCUAUCAACAGUAGGGCCUUCCCCCUACGGUGAAGUAACUGGGGGUUGCCUACAGCUUCGUGCUCCAUUGGCCGAGGUCGAGGUUGGAGACGAAGCACUUCGUUUCCAGGGAGCGGACGGGGACUUUCACCACAUCCCAGGGACGGCUGAAGAUUUGGAUCAGGAGCGGUGGAACUUUGACCAGUACACGUCUGUCGUGCUUGACGAGUACACGUCCUACAUAGAGGCCAUGAUAUCGCAUAUCAGCGCCCCAGCCAUUGACUUGAGCAAGAGGGUUGACUUUAACGGGGCCAAGAGGUUAACAAAGGUUGCAGAGCAGUGGACGAAAGCAGAUGGACGGCUAUUCUGCGCUCCUAUUAUUGAAUGGAAUAGUCCGGAAGGCAGCGAAGGCGCCGGCAUAAUUCUUGUCCUUCCCAAGUCAGGGCCCGUCGAAUGCUACCAGCGAGUUGGCUCAUUCAGAUGGAAGGGAGAUAAGGUUCAAAACCAUUUACAUGGUCUGAACCGACGUCAGUUCAACAUUAUCUGA